AUGACAUCAGGGUUCAAACAAUGGAAAAGUGCCCAUGAAGUGCUAUCUAGGCAUGAAAAUUCCAAACAACACAUUGAUUCAUUGGCAGCGCUGUGUUCACGAAAAUCUACUGGUCAGAUUGACAUGAAACUUGUAACGCAAUAUGAAAGUGAAAUUCAGUACUGGAGACAAGUACUUCACAGAAUCGUGAGUGUGGUACAGUUUCUUUGUAUUCGUGGUCUUCCGUUUCGGGGUAGAACUGAAGAGGUUGGUUCUCCAAACAAUGGGAAUUAUCUCGGGUUGCUGGAGCUGUUAAAUGAAAUAAAGACAGCGAAAUAUUUUUCUAUAUCUGUAGAUUCGACUCCAGAUGUUUCACAUGUUGAUCAACUCACAAUCGUUAUUCGCUUUGUACAAGACACCGGACCUAUUGAGCGCUUCUUAAAAUUUGUACCAAUGUUUUCACACACUGGUUCGGAAAUAGCUAAUUUAAUACUAACAUUUUUGGAAGAAAAUGGAAUUGACAUUAAAAAUUGUCGCGGUCAAUCAUAUGACAACGCGUCCAACAUGAGCGGCAAGUAUAACGGCGUUCAGGCUAAAAUCCGGGAGAAGUGUGACGUAGCAUUGUAUGUACCGUGCACAGCACAUUCACUCAAUUUAGUUGGGAACUGCGCAGCUGAGUGCUGCCCCACGUCAGUUGGGUUUUUUAAUCUCCUUCAGAGCCUUUACUCUUGGCUUUCUGCAUCUACCCAUCGUUGGCAUAUACACAACAAGCACAUGAAUGGAUUGCCUGUUGCUGAAGCUUUGUCGGAAACCAGAUGGUCCGCUCGACAUGAUGCUGUUAAGGCUUUAAAUAGAGGGUAUAAGGAAAAUAUAUCGGCUUUGGAGGAGUUAGCAGCCGAUGAAAAUCAACCUCUUAAAUGUAGAGCUGAAGCUGAAGGAUAUCUUAAAAGUUUACAAAAACUAGAAACAGUAAUAUUAUUGGAGGUAUGGGAUACAAUUUUAGAGAGAUUGCAAAAAACAAAUAUAUCUCUUCAAGAAAAAGGUUUAUCUCUUAAUACAGCAGUUAAUUUGUUAAAAUCUGUUCUCCUUUUUAUUGAAAGUCAACGUAAUGAAUUCGCUAGCUUCGAAUCAAAAGGAAAAAUUAAAUGUGAAGUCAAAGACUACACAUAUUCCAACAGACGACCACUAAAGAGGAAGCGACAAUUUGACGAAAGCAAAGUUUCAGAAAUGCAACUUUCUCCUAGAGAAAAAUUUAUGACUGAAGUAUUCAUCUGUGUGAUCGACCACCUAAAUGCAGCUCUACAUCAUCGCUUAGAUUCUUAUAAAACUGUUCAAGAAAUGUUCGAUUUCUUCAGUGACCUGACCAACCUUAGCACUGGUGACAUUACAGGAGCAGCUACAAAACUAAUCAACAAAUAUCCCGAUGAUUUUGAAGAAUGUUUUUCAUCGGAGUUGAUUCAAUUCGCCGAGCUGUUUAAAUCAAUUCAUGGGGGGAAAGAGCAAAACGUCUACAAUGAUAGCAUUGAAUUAGAAAUGUUGAUGUUUUUAAAUAGAUUCAAGUGCAUUCAGAGCUUUCCAAAUGUGCACAUUACUCUUCGAAUUUAUCUGUGUAUGAUGACGUCUAACUGCAGUGGAGAGCGCUCAUUUUCCAAAAUGAAAAAGAUUAAAAGCGAUCUUAGAAGCACUAUGGGACAGCAGAGACUUAGUAUGCUCUCACUUAUGAGCAUAGAAAAUGACAUUGUAAGCUCACUAAAUUAUACAGAACUAAUAGAAGAGUUUGCUAUCAGGAAAGCUCGAAAAUGUUCCCUAUAA
Molecule: messenger RNA, 1791 nt
Organism: Physella acuta
Lineage: Eukaryota; Metazoa; Mollusca; Gastropoda; Physidae
Product: zinc finger MYM-type protein 1-like
Molecular function (GO): protein dimerization activity
Source: RefSeq, a predicted model, not a curated record